Molecule: messenger RNA, 204 nt
Organism: Prunus armeniaca (apricot)
Lineage: Eukaryota; Viridiplantae; Streptophyta; Magnoliopsida; Rosales; Rosaceae
Source: the annotation of a GenBank genome assembly
AUGAGUGUUUUAUCAGUGUUUGAUCUGCGAGAAAAGGUGGUAGGGAAGAGAGGUGCAGCAACAGCAUGCCCUUACUGUGGAGGGCCAGUUUUGGCAUGGGACUUUGAUGCUCACUUGCUCUUUUGUUUCAUUCCCAUUUCCCACAAAACCAAGAGGAAGUUUUACUGCACCAUUUGCUCCAGGCGCCUAGUUCCUGCUUCUUGA